AUGAGGGUCUCAGCGGCAUUCAUGGACCUCCCCGCCCCCGAUAUGAACCCGGGGCGCCCCCAGAAUGUUCAUGAGGGCAACAUAUUUGACCAUGAGGGUGUCUCCGAGGGGAUUCCACCAUUGUCAUCCCAUCUGGAGCUUGUGGAUGACAAUAUACCCUGGGAAAAUUGGGGAUCACCAGCACUGCCUCAGGAAGAGGCAGUAUGGGCAAUAGCCGGGGCUACGGAAACAGUUCAUCAAAAUGCCAGCACUGCCCUGGCUUCAAAUCGAACUCGAUCUGGCCGUCGUAUCACCCAACCAGCUGCUCAAGAAGUUGAGCCUGUGGCAACAAAAGGGCCGCCUAUCAAAGCGGUAGCAAAAAAGCGGAAGCGUUUGAACCGCCAGGUGAAUAUAAUUUGCACCGAGUGUUACCGAGGACACAGCCCGUCGAACAAUUUGAUUGUUCUAUGUGACUCAUGUGAUGCUCCGUGGCAUCAGAAAUGUCACAAGCCAAAUAUCGGUAAUGAGGUUAUCGAAAUCCCGGAGAUGAAUUGGUUUUGCAUCAAGUGUAAACCUGAGCAACGUCAGACGACCCAGACCAAAUCUCAAAAGAAGGCUGUAACGAAAGUCAAAAAAGUUGGACUCCCGAAGAAGCAGCCUGUGUCUGAAUCUCAAAUUGGUGGCAAUCAUUAUUCAGAAGAAGAACGACGGGCAUAUCUGUCAUCUCUCUCUCAUGAUUCCCUAGUUCAGCUUGUAGUUAAAGUCUCAAACGAGUGGCCGUCGGUUCCUAUGUUUCCCGCCAACAUGCAACCCGUGACUGAUUUCACUCUCACACCCUUUGCAAUGCCACACAGCCAUACGGCUUCCAACCAUAUGCCAAAGAAACCCCCUCGUUCUGCAUUACUCGAUUGUGAAGAUUUGAAACCCCCGUCUGAGAACCCUAACGCCAUGGAUUCAAGUCAACGGAUGAGCAAGGCUCCUGAUACCGCGGCCCUUGAAGCUACUGCCCUGGAUACCGAUAAACUCUUUGGUGAAGUCGUUUCCGAUGCUGCCCCGAACCCUGCUCCUCCAGCGGCUCUUGGUAGCAUCACCGCGGACCAAAUUUUCGCCGGAAUUUCUCACGCGCAUGCUUCCACAGCUGCUCCCCAGCCUUCUACCGCGACAACUCCACAUCAUUCUUUUAGACCUACGCGGAGAUUUACAUCUCAAGGUGCGCCUGCAGCUACACGUACUCGCAAGGCCUCUUUCGACUCCUCGAACUCAGACCUGACCACCGACAACGAAUCAUCAUACUCCCAAUCACGACUGCAAUCUCCCACUCUAUCUGUGUCUCGGUCUUCACACGUUGGAUCCCAGCAUGAAUCAGAUUAUGACCCUGAAGAUUACCGCGCUUACCCCGAAGCUGGUCAGGGUUUCCACGUGCCGUCGACCCCAAGUGAUCUCAACAUCAUGGCUGAGGACAAGAAUUGCCUUACCUUUAGUCAUUCCAUCCGAGGGUCAGCUAAGGAGGCUCGGAAUAAGAAGCCUUAUUCGCCACUGGGUCAGCGCAAGCAGGAGUGA
Molecule: messenger RNA, 1539 nt
Organism: Penicillium hordei
Lineage: Eukaryota; Fungi; Ascomycota; Eurotiomycetes; Eurotiales; Aspergillaceae
Product: phf1/phf2 family PHD finger domain-containing protein
Exons: 1
Coding region: 1-1539 (512 amino acids)
Biological process (GO): regulation of DNA-templated transcription; chromatin organization
Cellular component (GO): nucleus
Molecular function (GO): DNA binding; chromatin binding
Source: RefSeq, a predicted model, not a curated record